CCGGCAGUCGGAAGUGAGGGCGGGCGGUGGGGCCGUUGCCGCAGUGACAGAGCUGGGGGAGUCCGAAGAUGGCGGCGUCGCGUCGCUCUCAGCAUCAUCACCACCAUCAUCAACAACAGCUCCAGCCCGCCCCAGGGGCUUCGGCGCCGCCGCCGCCACCUCCCCCCCCACUCAGCCCGGGCCUGGCCCCUGGGACCACCCCGGCCUCCCCUACGGUGGGCAGCCUGGCCCCGUUCGCCUCCCCGAGGCACGGCCUAGCGCUGCCGGAGGGGGAUGGCAGUCGGGAUCCGCCCGACAGGCCCAGAUCCCCGGACCCGGUUGACAGUGCCAGCUGUUGCAGUCCCACGAGCACAAUCUGUACGGUCGCCGCCGCUCCCGUGGUCCCGGCGGUUUCUGCCUCAUCUGCCGUCGGGGUCGCUCCCACCCCAGCCGGCGGCGGCAGUAACAAUUCACCGUCGUCCUCUUCUUCCCCGACUUCUUCCUCCUCUUCCUCUCCAUCCUCCCCUGGAUCGAGCUUGGCGGAGAGCCCCGAGGCGGCCGGAGUUAGCACGACAGCACCAUUGGGGCCUGGGGCUGCGGGCCCGGGGCCAGGGGUCCCAGCAGUGAGCGGGGCCCUGCGGGAACUCUUGGAGGCCUGUCGCAAUGGGGACGUGUCCCGGGUAAAGAGGCUGGUGGACGCGGCAAACGUGAAUGCUAAGGACAUGGCCGGCCGGAAGUCUUCUCCCCUGCACUUCGCUGCAGGUUUUGGAAGAAAGGACGUGGUAGAACACUUACUACAAAUGGGUGCUAAUGUCCAUGCUCGUGAUGAUGGCGGUCUCAUUCCACUUCAUAAUGCGUGUUCUUUUGGCCAUGCUGAGGUUGUGAGUCUGUUACUGUGCCAAGGAGCUGAUCCAAAUGCCAGGGAUAACUGGAACUAUACCCCUCUGCAUGAAGCUGCUAUAAAAGGAAAGAUCGAUGUAUGUAUUGUGCUGCUGCAGCACGGAGCUGAUCCAAACAUUCGGAACACCGAUGGGAAGUCAGCCCUGGACCUGGCAGAUCCUUCAGCCAAAGCCGUCCUUACAGGUAAGGAGACAGAGCUGCCCAAUUAUCCUAUCUACUAG
Molecule: messenger RNA, 1100 nt
Organism: Odocoileus virginianus texanus
Lineage: Eukaryota; Metazoa; Chordata; Mammalia; Artiodactyla; Cervidae
Source: RefSeq, a predicted model, not a curated record